Messenger RNA from Mercenaria mercenaria, 1935 nucleotides. Its product is annotated as CUB and zona pellucida-like domain-containing protein 1. The coding region runs from base 29 to 1618 and encodes 529 amino acids. The transcript has 6 exons. The record is from RefSeq and is a predicted model, not a curated record. Lineage: Eukaryota; Metazoa; Mollusca; Bivalvia; Venerida; Veneridae.
UACAGCCAGUCGAAUCGACGUGACAAACAUGACGUUUGUGAAAAUUGAGCAAAACGUCAUAGUAACUACAACAUCAACGUUACAGUUUCUUGUUACCGGCGACGUACAACUUCAGGUGAUUGCGAACAAACCAGUAGUAAUGAUAAACGGUGCUGACAGUUGUGUACAUCUUAACCGAACAACUGGAACACCGUCUUGUGUAACUGAUGUGAACUUAUGUACGGACGGCUUUACUUUCUCCAUUGAUGUCAAUUUUGGUCAACUUCUUGACAACACGUACAUCGUUUCCAGUGGCGGUCAUCUUCCAGGACAUAGUGGUAUCACACUGUAUUACAAUAACAAGCAACUCAUCUAUAUAGUCAGCACAUCUACCCAAAUUUGGACACUUGUCGUACAAUACCAGCCUGUACUCAACAAAUGGCAACAUUUUGAACUUACUUGGAACAAACACCUCGGAGUUGAGCUUCUGAUCGAUGGUCAUUCACUUGGAUCAAACUCUAGACCUGCUGGUCAGCCGAUAACUACACAGACAGUUGAUCUGUCUUUCGGUUGUAGUCAUACAUCGAUUAACGUUGAUAAAGAGAUGAAUGUAACCAAUUUCAACAUGUGGUCAAUAGACAGAACUGAACUUGUAAAUGCGGGAAUACUAGAGCCACCGACGACAAGCAUACCACCUUUGCAAUCAACAGAAGCAACUACAAACGUCACAGUUCUAUCUACAAUUACAUCAACGUCAACCAAAAUGCCCUCAACUACCCUUAAAUCGUAUUUAAACCAAUACACCACUACGCCAACUGUAGCAACGGCUAGUACUUCAGGCAUUUCAGAACAACACCUCCACUUCGAAGAUGCAAUAAGCGCAAAGUGCACAAGGUACGGUUGGAAUAUCAGUUUGGAUCUGAAUAGUCUACACUUGUUAUAUCCUGGAAUCACACCUAAUGAUAUAUACCUUAGUUCAGAAAAAUGCAACGGUACCCUUCACAGAGACGAAUUAUGGUUCCAGCAGAAUUUUGAAUCUUGUAGGACAAGAAAAGAGGUAACUGAAGGAACAGAUGUUUUCAGAAACGUCUUGUUCUAUGCAACAUUUGACCCUUUUGACCCUACUAUUGUCCGCCAACAUUACUGGACCUACAAUAUCGCUUGCUACGUUUCGAGAGGAGAGGAAACUUCCUCACACUUGCAUCACCAAGUAGAGAGUCACAGUACAAACAUUACUGCUCAGCAUGAUCUUACAUUGACCUUUUUCAAAGACCGUAACUUCCUGCAUCAGGUACCAGACAAUCCACUAAGGGUCACUGUCGGGGAUAACAUAUAUGUUAGAGUGUCAACAUCGGUACCGGACUGGAAUACAAAAAUGCGUCUUCAUACUUGUUCCACCAGAUUCUCUGACAGUACUGUUGCUGAACAUGUUCUCAUCAGAGACGGAUGCGAAGUUGACAGCAGCACACAUAUUAUUUCACAAUCCACCCAUGAGACGAAGUUUGUGUUCCGAGAUUUUGAGUACCUUACAUUCAACGAAGGACUGGACGUCUUCUGCAACGCGACAUUUUGUGAUACAAGCGAUUACUCUCCCACAUGUACACAAGCAUGUAAACAGAGCCCUUCCAUUGUUGGAUAGACACACCGCAUUCUUUACUAAUAUAUAAAAGAAUAGGAUAUUUUUCUCAAGUGAACUAUUGCAAUAUAAGAGUGAAAUAUAUCUGAUUAAUUCAUGGUAUAAUUAUAAAUGUGAAAAACAACCGGUAAUUACAUAAUAAAACGUUGAGUGAAAUAUUUUUGAUAAUUUCAUAGUAAAAAUAUUAGAGUGAAAUAUAUCUGGUCACUCUAACGUAAAAAUAUCAAUUAUAUUUCACUAUGAUCAAAUAUAUGUUUACCGUUCAGGAACAACAAUGUGGGUACAGUUUGAUUAAAAUCAUGAAAAACAAGGAAAGUGAA